CAGUUCUCCAGCAGCCUCCACCUGCACCAUCCACCUCUCACCAUGUCUUCAGUCCGCAUCGGCCAAAGCAGCUACAGCUCCCGCAGCAUCUCCACCUCCAGCGCCCUGGGCCACAGCGGAGGGAUGCAGAUCCUCCGCGGAGGACAGACUCGCAUCUCCACCGGUGGGUCCAUCCUGAACCGCGCACCCAGCAUGUAUGGGGGAGCGGGGGGUUACGGGACCCGCAUCUCCCAGUCUGAGUUCUCCUUCGGCUCCGGGUCAAUGACCCCGUACAGCGAGACUUCAGUCAUCAGCAAUGAGAAGGGGACCAUGCAGAACCUCAACGACCGACUGGCCAUCUACCUGGAUAAGGUGCGCUCCCUGGAGGCGGCCAACAGGAAGCUGGAGCUGCAGAUCAGGGAGUUCUAUGAGAAGAGAACCUACGUGUCCAGAGACCUGACCGGAUACUUCGCCACCAUCACUGACCUCAACGCGCAGAUCGUAAGGAGGCGCUUGGAGAAUAAUAGCGUCAUCCUGCAGCUUGACAACGCUCAGCUGGCUGCUGACGACUUUAAAAUGAAGUACGAGACGGAGCUGAACAUGCGCAUGGUGUUGGAGUCCGACUUGUUACGUUACAGAGGGAUCAGAGACAGCGUGACUCUGAACAUCAGCGACCUGGAGAUGCAGAUAGAGGGUAUGACAGAGGAGCUGGCCUAUACCAAGAGCAACCACCUGGAGGAGAUGCGUCUGCUGAGGACCCAGCAGAGUGGUAAUGUGAACGUGGAGGUGGACAGUUCAGGCUCAAUGGAUCUGAUGAAGGCCCUGGAGGAAAUGAGGGAGUACUAUGAGACUGUGGUGUUGAAGAGCAAGCAAGACGUUGAGAAGUGGUACGAAGAAAAGAUGGCUGGUAUCAGUGUGGUCAUCACUACGACCUCCACAGAAGUGAAGACAUACUACACACAGCUGGCAGAGCUGAAGAGGACCUUCCAGAGUUUGGAUAUAUCUCGGCAAAGCGCCUUGACAGAGUUUCAGUGCAUGCAGCAGAAUGUGGAGGAGGUGAACAGUCGAUACAGCAUUCAGCUCAGCCAGCUGCAGGUGACCAUUAACUAUCUGGAGGAGGAGCUGCAACGGAUGAGAGACUCCAUAGAGCAGCAGCAAUCGGAGCACAACCUGCUGCUGGACAUCAAGAUGAGGCUGGAGCUGGAGAUCGCCGAGUACAGGAGGCUGCUGGAGGGAGAGCAGUACGAGAAAAAGACUGUGAUCAUCAGCAAGACGGUGGAGGAGCAUAAACCCCACAUCGAGAGGAGAGUGAAGACCAUUGUGGAGGAGAUUGUUGAUGGAAAGGUGGUGUCCUCCUCCGUCGACACCCAAGUGGAAGACAUUCAGUGAAACCUCUGAAACUGACCUUACUUUUUUUUUACCAUUCGACCCGUAAUCAUUAACAACCCUAUAACAUAUCUGCUUGAAAAAGGACAUACAAGAGUUAAUUCAUGUAACUUCAGGGGGAAUUGUCAGAGCGUUAUCUCUCAUUUCUUUUGAUUGUAUCUUACAGUGGGGUUGCAGCUGGUGAAUAUCUUGCCUUGGCAGAUGCUCGCUCUGAUUAUUAUGACACCAAAACAAUGAAUAAAAAUCAGAGAACAAAGAAAGAUCUGUAUUUUCAAUCACAAGUGUGUUUUACAAGAUUCAUUUGAAUAUUGUUUUAGUUUGAUCGUAGAUGUACCUUAGUCAGUGUACCUUGCAUAGUCCAAUUAAGGUAACUGAAAGACAAGGAUGAUUUUUUUUUUCAUGGGAGGUAUGGGUAUAGGUAUGGGUAGAGGUAUAGGUAAUAGGGGUAUGCGAAGUGGUGUUUUGAGUGUAAUUUCUCUCAUGACCACCAGAUGUCACCUUUGUAUUUCUUUCUGAAAAGAGA
Messenger RNA from Paralichthys olivaceus (Japanese flounder), 1888 nucleotides. RefSeq names its product keratin, type I cytoskeletal 19-like. Gene Ontology annotation, molecular function: structural molecule activity. Lineage: Eukaryota; Metazoa; Chordata; Actinopteri; Pleuronectiformes; Paralichthyidae. The record is from RefSeq and is a predicted model, not a curated record. Gene Ontology annotation, cellular component: cytoskeleton.